UUGUGGUGUGUGCAUGUGUCCCGUAUGCGCAUGCGCAAGUAGUAAAGCAUGUUGUCGGUCUCCAUGACGACGGCUCUAAUAAACCUUUAAAGGCUGUGGGGAGACUAGUAGCAGAUUAUGUGCACAGGUGUUGUUCCGCAGACAGCCAGGCACUGUGUGGUCCAGUUAGAUGAAGAAAUAGUCAACAAACAACCCGGCUGGAUGUCUUCUUUCACCGCUUUUAACUCAACAAGAAUACUGCGCAAGGACCUGCUGCCGUAGGUGACGACCAAUCGCACAAGCAACACAACACAACACCAGUACAGUCCUGUAUAACUAAUAUACAUACUGUGAUGUGAUGAUGGCCAGGCUGAUAUUGACGAGGUGGAUUUAUGGAUGAUAUUAGUACAACUUCCAUGAAUUCACCGCAUCGGCUAAGCAGUGAUAGAAUAUGACUGAGGUGGUUCACACAAAGUCCCAGGAGGAGUAUGAGGACGACUUUGAGAAGGAUCUAGACUGGUUGAUCAGUGAGGAAGAUCGGAGCGAGGACCAGGGUCCUGACUAUGAAGACAUAGAGGCAGAAAUUGACAAAGAACUGGAGGAGGAUGAGAAGCAUCAAAGAAUGAAACGGAAGGAGAAAGGCAAUAAGGAGGAGAAGAGUGGCAACAAAACAGAGGAGUUAGAAGAAGAUGAAGAGAGGUGGCCCUCACCUAUGGAGCCGCUGGAGUACGACUCAGACGGAGACAGCCCACAUAAGUCGUCACCUAUAGUCCCACCUCCUCCGGGGAUGGAUGACCAGACAGAAGAGGACAAAAAGUACAUUCUGGAGAAGAUCCAGCAAGCCAAUCGGGAGCUGCAGGACCAGGAAGCUCCAGAUAUGACACGGCACAGGCGGCUGCAUUUUAAAGAGACGCUGGUGGACCUGGUGGUGCCUCCGCUGCAGUUUGAGAAAGAUGGCAACAGUGAGGUGGAAGGGCGAAAGGACAGUAAGGAUAGAGCUAAGGAUGCAGAGGAAGUGUCAGGGAAACUGUCUGAGCUGAAACUUUCCCCCCGAGAGAAAAGUGUAGGUGGAUGUGGAGGAUGCAGCAGGACUGGGGACAACAGUGAGAGAGGGCAGGGGCUAAAGGAGAGCAGAGUCCUUGUAGAAAAAGAUGGGAAGUUUGACUUUGUCAGCCUGAAAGAGGUGGAGAGUCAAGGCCUUCUCCCUCCCAUAGCAAACAGCUACAGCUCCCUGGAGCAGACUGUGAGCCCCGGUAAGAUCCACACUUCCUCCUCCUCCUUCUCUCCUCAUUCUCGCGUUGGAUCUUCUCGCUUCCAGCAGGCCGUCAAUCAUCUACAGGCCCCGAGACCUCCAGCACAACCCAGGAACAGGCCCAGCUCAGCCAGCCACAGCCAAAGAGGCAGCCAGAGGAGAGACACCAGGCGGCGGGUGCAGUCGGCCACCGGGACACCCUGUCAGGCCACCUACAUCCUCACUCCCGAGCAGAAAGAGCUGCGGCAGAAGAUCCAGGAGAGGAAGGAGAAGCUGACCAGAGAGGCAGAGCAGAGGAAACUUGAGGAAGAAGAGCAGAAGAAGCAGGAGAACGAGCUGGCGUUCAAGGCCUGGCUGAUGAGGAAGAGAGAGCAGCUUCAGGGGGAGAGAAGGAUCCACCGAGCCCAGGAGAUGGAGAGAAUGAAUUCUAAGAGGGACUCCUGUGACCCAGAGGAGGCCUUCAGGUUGUGGCUUCAGAGGAAGCAGGAGCAGCAGCAGAGGGAGAGACAGCUGGUGGAGCUGAAGCGGCUGGAGGAGGACGGUGGUUACCUCCUACGCAGCCGCGAGGACUGUGAGCGUGCCUUCAAACUGUGGCUGAAGCGGAAGCGGGAGGAGAAGCGUGCAGAGCAGCAGGCGGCUCGCGAGCGUUCCCGCAGGUUGGUGCUGGAGGAGCGGCGCGCGCGACGCAUGCGGGACCUGAUGUGUACGGCCAGUGAAACCAAGUCAUUCAGAUUCACUGAGCAGCUGGCCUACCGCUUUUGACACGCACAAACAAACCCAACAUGCCCUCUGAAUCCAUACAGCCAGCAUCACCUCAUGAAAAAAAAAAAGAUUAAAUUUUAACCACAGACUGAACAACAUGGUGUGGAAUAUAAGGCAUAGCUUAUUCUGUUUCUAUUUCUGAGCUAUGUUGAAGCACAUUUCUAAAAAACGACACAAAAUAACAAAAAAAGUUUACCACAGUGACCUCCACUCAGUUUACCUGGGAAAAUAAUUCAUCAACAUUGACUUCAGGUGUGAUGAAAUGUAUCGAAUAGAUUAUUUUUUACUAUAUUUACCUGUUUUGUGUAGUGGCAGAUGCACUUUACUUUAAAUAGGGCUUUUAAAAAACAGCUUUAAGACAAGAGCUGAAACAUUUGUUACUGUAUGCCUUUGACAGUGUGUUGUGGUUACAUAGAUACUGUAUAUAUAUACAGAUACAAUAAAUUAUACAACAGGUGACUUCAAUACAUGUAACUGUAAAGGAAUGAAAUAUAAAUUUCUACUUGUAAAUAUUCCUGCUGUUUACUAGACAUGAUAUGAAACACAUUCUUAUGUCAUACAAAAAGACGAGUCUGAAUGAAUAAAAGUACACCAUUAAAUAUA
Messenger RNA from Thunnus maccoyii (southern bluefin tuna), 2596 nucleotides. RefSeq names its product coiled-coil domain containing 181 (gene ccdc181). The transcript is spliced from 7 exons. Lineage: Eukaryota; Metazoa; Chordata; Actinopteri; Scombriformes; Scombridae. The record is from RefSeq and is a predicted model, not a curated record. The coding region runs from base 431 to 1993 and encodes 520 amino acids. Gene Ontology annotation, molecular function: microtubule binding.